Zophobas morio is the source of this 3194-nucleotide messenger RNA. Its product is annotated as harmonin. Bases 629 to 2992 code for a protein of 787 amino acids. Gene Ontology annotation, molecular function: protein binding. The record is from RefSeq and is a predicted model, not a curated record. The transcript is spliced from 13 exons. Gene Ontology annotation, cellular component: cilium; stereocilia ankle link complex; plasma membrane. Lineage: Eukaryota; Metazoa; Arthropoda; Insecta; Coleoptera; Tenebrionidae.
UCACAGUACGUCUUCUCUGUUUACAGAUCUUGUAUCGGUAAUUGUCACUUCUUUUUGAAAGUUUAACGUCCGUCUACGUCAAAAAUUAAAACCUGUGUUGUUUUAGUUUCUACAGGUUUUUUCGAUCGCCAUAAAUCAAAAGGUGUGGGAAAAGUAUAUGAAAAAUUCCGUCAAAAGUUGUUUAUACAGCAGUUCCAUCGUUAAUACAUAGAUGGUCAGAAUGUUGCUGCAUAUAUUUUUCAACUCGGAACAUGAAAAUUUGCGCAAGUCCAUCACGAAGAACAGGUGAAACACAUACCAUCCAACAUGAACGAAUAAUACAUACACGCACAGCGGCAGAGUGUUGGACGAAGAAGGGGCAAUAGAGCAUGAAUCGGUGAAGGCAACAACGGCAACGACUCUUUCCAGGCACACGAUGUCUGGUGCUAGAGAAUGGCCGCACGUUGUCCUCCUCGGGAACCAUCAACUGUGAAAUCGAUAGGCAAACAGUGAACUCGUGGUGCUUCUCGUGCGUGCUUCCGGUAUUGAUAAAACAGUGACAAUUCGGAUUUGCAGUGGCACAGUGUGGCUUUGGCACGCCUAAAAUGUGACUGAAUUUAAAUGUAACUGGGAUUACACUCGUGCUGAAAUGAUGAUGAUGAUGAUGGAUUAUGGUUCUCAGUAUGCUUCCUCCACUAUGUCUUCCGAGACAUUGUCAGGAAGCUAUGGGAGUCGAACCAAUCGAAUUCGUACCGUGCGACUGGUACGUCCGCCACACGGGACCCUGCCGCCCCCAAAUGCCACCUACCGACACGGACCCAGUUUGGGCUUCAGCGUCAGAGGAGGCAGAGAACACGGGACUGGUUUUUUCGUGUCGCAUGUGGAGCAAGGUUCAGAAGCGUAUCGACAAGGAUUGAAGGUUGGAGACCAAAUUAUUCGAGUCAAUGGCUUCACCGUCGAGGACGCCGUCCACAAAGAAGUCCUUCAGCUGAUCUCCAACCAUACGCAUCUAACCUUGAAAGUGAGAAGUGUAGGCAUGAUUCCAGUUAAAGACAAGAGAACAGAUACUCUUAGUUGGCAAAUCAUUACCGAUAAUUCAUCUUUGAGGUCGUCGCCGCCGCUUAGCGAAAAAAUGCAGGACAUGCGAGUCAAUAUCAUGGUGGCACCUCGCUCAAAGUUAGGGUGUGGCAUCUGCAAAGGCCCCGAAUGGAAACCCGGCAUCUUCGUUCAGUUCACAAAAGAAGGAGGAAUAGCGCGCGAGGCUGGCCUUCGACCCGGCGAUCAAAUCCUAUUCUGCAACAACGUGGACUUCAGUGACAUCCCAUUCGGCGAGGCCGUAAAUCUAAUGAAAACCUCACGACAACUCGAUUUAAUAGUUCGUAAAUCUGCCGGUUCGGAGCUUUUUCCUGGCGAGUCGAGCGGUUACAAUAGUUCAGCGAGUUCAGUAACUGGAGACCAGAGUCCUUCGUGGUCGGACUCGAAACGUCUGUCGAUUGUCAAAGAGGAGAGCUUGGACCUGGAAGAUCGGCUGGAUCGGUUGAAAUGGGAGAAGAGCGCCUGGGACGACGACCAGAAAGACGAAAAGAAGCAAUACUUCAAACCCACGAUUAUUAAUCUGUCCGAGAGCGGAACGACCAUCAAGAAUAACGGGACGGAGGAAGAGUUCCAAGGCAUUCAAGGCUCCAGUGGCAUGGAUUUGGGACAGGAGGAGAAGACGAUCAUGAUCGAAGUGCAUAGGACUAGCGACGAAAAGAAACUUACAAAUUCGUUGGUCAAAAGUUCGUCGACCUGCAGUUUCUCAAGUCUGGCCAGCAGAAGCAGCGCAACAUCGAGCAGUUUGUCUAGCGCGAUAUGUCAGGAACUUCAGAGGAGAUCGGAGAAAAAACAAAGCGAACAAAACGGACCCACCAUCGACGAACAACUCCAAAUGAAGAAGAUUCUCAAAAAUGUUACGUCUGAGAAGCAACAUCAGCAUAACCAGCUUAUGGACGAGUUCAAGAAAGCGCACCAGAAGAUGUUCAAACCGGCGGAUAAUGCACCAAUGGAAGCUACGUCUGCUGUGGGAAAAGACAUUUUGGAUCGUAUCGCCGGUAAGGAAUUGUCGCAGAAACUGUCCGAACGAUUAUCGAAUCUGUCCGCUCAAGAAAAAUUCCAGGACUGCUUGACAAGUCGGAACUCUGGGCCGCCGCCACCGCCACCCCCGCCCCCGAAUUCCGACUUGGAUGGUCUUCCUGUACUAAAAUCGACAAAGAAGGGAAAAGCACCCCCAGUUCCUAUCAAAACAUCGACUUUGUCGUACCAUCAACCGCCUCCAUGCCCCACUCCCGAUUACGACACGCUCAGCAUUACAUCAACGACGUCAUCACUACCAAAGCAAAACGGUUGCAAACCUAGUCAAAACGAUGCAGUCGAAAUGGAAUCGUUAGAAUCUUUCAAACUAAACCAACCUGGAGGAGUGAAACCGAAACCGCCAGAUACCUAUUUCAGGCUAUCACCCAUCGGUACCACGAACAGUUCUAGUUUGAGAAAGCGACCCGUCAGUAUCACAAUCGGGGAGUACCCUUCCGAAACCAUGAGGAGGACGCCCGGCCGCCUGGAUUUUCUCCAGAACUGUACCAUCGACGAGACCAAGUCCAAAGGUCCGAUCUCCAACCAACUGGCAUCAGAACUGGCUCAAACUCUGAAUCGCUCGAAUCUUAAGAAAAGGACUGAGUCAAUGGAGAAUUUUUUAAAUCAAAUAAAGCCUCAAAAUAAUGGAUCCGUGCGUAUCUCAUUUAAUGAUAGUCUUGCCAAAAACUUUGCGAAAUCUACCAACGACUUGACCGACUUGGAGAGUUUUUCGAAAGCUCUUGCCAACCGCGUCACGAUUAACGUUAAUUCCGGGGAAAAGAAGACGGAUACACCCAGUGGAAUUUUAAAAAAUGGCACGCAUAAACCUUUGGUGCAACAAAAAAGUAUUACGUUUGGAGAAAUGCCAACGGUCAUCAAUGAUCAACCCCUUCCAGUGGCUUAGCCAUAGCGACGAGGGUGUCUUUGGAGGAGUGCAAUUGUCGAUCCAAGUGCAAAUAUUUAAUCUGUCUCAUAUUUAAUCUUGUGUAUCGCAGAAAAAUCGUGACGAGUAUAUUGUGAUAAGCACUUAAAAUAUUUAGAAUUAAAAUGGUCGCUAUGUAGGUAAUGUAUUUUUUUUAUAAUAAUAAUAUAUAAAUCAAAUCAUA